Molecule: messenger RNA, 2570 nt
Organism: Xiphophorus hellerii (green swordtail)
Lineage: Eukaryota; Metazoa; Chordata; Actinopteri; Cyprinodontiformes; Poeciliidae
Product: leucine-rich repeat-containing protein 3-like
Exons: 1
Coding region: 172-960 (262 amino acids)
Cellular component (GO): plasma membrane
Molecular function (GO): protein binding
Source: RefSeq, a predicted model, not a curated record
UUGGUGGAGACCAACCCUGAAGUCACAACCAUGGAUCAACUUGUCAAAACGAUUCCCUCUCUCUUCCCAGGGGCAAUCGUUGCUCCUUUACUUCUCAUUUAAAGAGUAUGCAAAGAAGGAAUGUCCAGGUGAAUCUUGAAAGGACUUUUUGGAUCUUUGACUCUACAGCUAAUGGGGGUUUCUCAUAGGCGCAGAAGCUCCAUACAACAUCCUAGCCGACGUUCUUAUUUCUUUGCAGGAACUUUGCUGCUACUUUCUUUUGUUGCAGCGAAGAGUUGCCCGAAGAUCUGCCACUGCUCAGACAGGACUGGCAUGGUGGUACAAUGCACCUCGCGCAAUCUGGAGAACAUCCCGGCCAACCUGCCGAGGGACACUGUUGUUCUCUUGCUGUCGUCAAACCGGAUCAGGCACAUCCCGAAGGAGGCCUUCGCAGACCUGCAGCGCCUCAGGGAGCUGGAUUUAUCGCACAACUUGCUCGAAAGCGUGGACGACGACUCCUUCCUGGGAGUUUUGGACAGUCUGCGGACCUUGGAUCUUUCGAACAACCAGCUCAGCGGUCUCCCAAGGGGAACCUUCGCCAAGCUGCACGCCCGGAUCCGCCUCUCCAACAACCCCUGGCACUGCGAGUGCUCCCUCCAGGAGGUUUUAAGGGAACUGAGGCUGGAUCCGGAGACGGUCAACGAGGUCAGCUGCCACACAUCCGUGCAGGAGGAGUACGUGGGACAGCCAGUGAUCCAGGUUUUGGACUCAGGCAUCAACUUUUGCAAUUUCCACCACAAAACAACGGAUGUGGCCAUGUUCGUAGCAAUGUUCUGCUGGUUCUUCAUGGUAACAGCUUACAUUGUCUAUUAUAUCAAACACAACCAGGAGGAUGCCAGGAGGCACAUCGAGUACCUAAAGUCCUUGCCCAGUACGUCCCACAUCAGCAAGGACUACGACACGGCCAGCAGUGUGUUUUAGAGUUGGAGAGACGGAGUAAAUCAUAGGGAGCGCACAUAAAAAUGCAUUUCUGUAGAAUUAUGUACUUGGGAUGCACCAAUCCACUACACUAAUAGCUUCACAAGGUUGGUCAAACAUGUAAAAACAAAAUUACUUUAAUUUGUCCUGUGAGUGCAAUUAGCAGCAAACAGCCGAUGAAUAAAGAAACGAAAACUGACAAAAAGGUUGGCUACCUUGAUCUAAUGUGUAAAAAUGAGCUGCUGUCUUUCAAACGGUUCAGAGAGUGCAAUUAGGAAUUCUAACUAUAAUAUAAAAUAAAUAAUAAAGCCUGUAGUCGCAAAGACAAGAAUUAGACUGAAUUGAUCUGCCUUUAUUGAUCGGGUACAUUGUCACUGAUACCCAAUCUAGAAUUUCUUUUAAUAUCAGAACCGAUACAAAUAUUAAUUUGGGAUCGGUGCAUCUCUAUUAUGUACAGGGCUGUGAAAAAGCUCAUUUUUACCUUUCUUGUUUAUUUGUUGCGCAUUUCAAGUUUGAAUAUUAGAAAGAGACAAUAUGAAUAAAAACAAAAAGUAGUGUUCAUGAAGUAGGCUAAAAGUCCACAUAAAGCAACAAAUGACCCCAAGAUAGAGAAAUAUGAAAACAAAUUAGAAACAAAGUCAUUCACAUCUAUCAGCCUAGAAAGGGUCAGUGAGCUGCAGUGAAAGUUAUUGUCCAUAAGAUCUCCAAUGUAGCUGAAUUAAAAAACAAAUGGGUCAAAAUAGUUACCAACAAAAUGUAGCAAAAACAAGUAUUGAAGUAGAGCGCAGCUGGUCUUUUAAAAUAGUUGGUUUGGAGAGCUUCUUUUUAUUAAAUGAAGACAUUAUUUCAAAACUGCUUUUUGAAGCUGCUCGGGUAUCGUUGAUAUUAAAAUAUCCUAUAGAAGAAAUCUGGGAAGGAAUAAAAAAGACAUAAGUGCAGUUACCAUCCUGAACUUUAAAUACAAAGGCAGGAAAAAUACAGAAUUAGCUGUUUGGCAAACAUGGGAAUGAACUCACUGUAUUCUGUGUUCACCCACGCAUAAAUACUAAGAGUAUAUUAAGUAUAAGAGUUUGCAAACUGAAUGACAUGUCAAUUGAAGUUGAAGUUGAAGUUACACUUUAUAGUCGAAUGCCUAAUGUUUCGCUUUAGACGGGAGAAACUUUAGUCACUUUUGGAAAUAAAAAAGAUAAAAUACUCUUACUAAAACUUGGUCGUUGUUUCUUUGGUUGGAGAUAAUAAUCUGGUUCACAAGUUUAAAUUUGUGGUCUUUUGCUAAUUCACACAGGGUCAAAAUUAUGGAUACAAUUGUACAAAUAUGUCCAUGUACCUCCUGUUAAUAUCUGUUACCAACUGGCACCAUAAGCUUAUGCCUUUUGAGCCCAUCAACAAGCUUUACUAAUAAUUCUGAAAGAAUAUUUACUCGCUCUUCUCUAUGGAGUUGAUAUAAUAGUUGGGUUCCAUGCAAAGACUUGGCUUGACAAUAAGUUGUUUCUCCACCAUUAGCACAUUUAGCAGCACAUACACAAGGUUGAUUGACAGUGCUAAGACCCUCCCCCUGGCUCUGAUUGGUUGUUUUUGGUCGGGAGCGGUGGUAGUAGUAGUACUGGAAGAAG